ACUUCCGGGAGUCGGAAAGGAAAGCUGUGGGACCAUCCUGGCAACCCCGGUGUUUGGCUGGGUUCUAGCGUAGCCGUCUGUGUGGCCGGUGGGGGACCUGCGGUCGGAGUGGGAGGGCCAGUCUGCACCCAAGAGGUGGAAGAGGACGGGCUUUAGGCUGGAAGCGCCUUAGAGGAGCCAUUUUUCCAGGUGGGGCCCCAGGCAGAGGCUCCGACAGGGAGCCUGGCCAUAGUCGCGCAGCCGGGGAGGUGGAGCGCGUCCCAGACCCGAGCCCCCGACCUCAGCCAAACCCAUUCCUUCUGCCCUUGGAGGCCAGAGGGGACUCUGAGCUCCGGAAAGCAGGAUGCCUGGUUUGCUUUUAUGUGAACCAACAGAGCUUUACAACAUCCUGAAUCAGGCCACAAAACUCUCCAGAUUAACAGACCCCAACUAUCUCUGUUUAUUGGAUGUCCGUUCCAAAUGGGAGUAUGACGAAAGCCAUGUGAUCACUGCCCUUCGAGUGAAGAAGAAAAAUAAUGAAUAUCUUCUCCCGGAGUCUGUGGACCUGGAGUGUGUGAAGUACUGCGUGGUGUAUGAUAACAACAGCAGCACCCUGGAGAUACUCUUAAAAGAUGAUGAUGAUGAUUCAGACUCUGAUGGUGAUGGCAAAGAUCUUGUGCCUCAAGCAGCCAUUGAGUAUGGCAGGAUCCUGACCCGCCUCACCCACCACCCCGUCUACAUCCUGAAAGGGGGCUAUGAGCGCUUCUCAGGCACGUACCACUUUCUCCGGACCCAGAAGAUCAUCUGGAUGCCUCAGGAACUGGAUGCAUUUCAGCCAUACCCCAUUGAAAUCGUGCCAGGGAAGGUCUUCGUUGGCAAUUUCAGUCAAGCCUGUGACCCCAAGAUUCAGAAGGACUUGAAAAUCAAAGCCCAUGUCAAUGUCUCCAUGGAUACAGGGCCCUUUUUUGCAGGCGAUGCUGACAAGCUUCUGCACAUCCGGAUAGAAGAUUCCCCGGAAGCCCAGAUUCUUCCCUUCUUACGCCACAUGUGUCACUUCAUUGAAAUUCACCAUCACCUUGGCUCUGUCAUUCUGAUCUUUUCCACCCAAGGUAUCAGCCGCAGUUGUGCCGCCAUCAUAGCCUACCUCAUGCAUAGUAACGAGCAGACCUUGCAGAGGUCCUGGGCCUAUGUCAAGAAGUGCAAAAACAACAUGUGUCCAAAUCGGGGAUUGGUGAGCCAGCUGCUGGAAUGGGAGAAGACUAUCCUUGGAGAUUCCAUCACAAACAUCAUGGAUCCGCUCUACUGAUCUUCUCCGAGGCCCACCGAAGGGUACUGAAGAGCCUCACCUGGGGGCAUUUUGUGGGUGGAGGGCCAGAGUGUGUAUACCCAGGCUUGUCUGGAAGGAGAAGGCCUUUGCUGCCUGAAAGUCUCA
Messenger RNA from Homo sapiens (human), 1411 nucleotides. It is a transcript of the gene STYXL1, whose product is annotated as serine/threonine/tyrosine interacting like 1. The coding region runs from base 344 to 1285 and encodes 313 amino acids. The record is from RefSeq and is marked validated. The transcript has 9 exons. Lineage: Eukaryota; Metazoa; Chordata; Mammalia; Primates; Hominidae. Gene Ontology annotation, cellular component: mitochondrial matrix.